Porites evermanni is the source of this 354-nucleotide messenger RNA. NCBI's taxonomy places the organism in Eukaryota, Metazoa, Cnidaria, Anthozoa, Scleractinia, Poritidae. The record is from the annotation of a GenBank genome assembly.
AUGUCUAAAUCGAGUGAUGACUGGUACUGUUCAGCAUGUCUGGCUAGUAUUUUUCCAUUUAAUCAUUUUGACAAUGAUAUUGAUUUCUUCUUUGCACUGUACGAUUUCAAUUCUCAAGGUGAUUUUGAUACGGAAUUGCUUAAACAGGAGAAAUUUAACCCUUUUUUUGAUGACCCUGAGACAUCUCAUUUAUUAAUGAACUCCAACCUUGAUCCCGAAGCUAACUUUUUCGCAGCUAAUUCACAAUUACUUUCUAACUGCCUCUAUCUAACCUCUACAGAAUUUAAUAAAAUACCACCACUUUGUUCUGAUACAUUUUCCUCACUUCAUAUUAAUAUUCGUAGUCUACCUUAA